CUUCUUCAUUUCAUUGUCCGGAUACGACCAGCAGCGGCGGAAAUCCCCUAAAACCUGACCUUUUCUCCCUCCUUUUCCUUCGUUUUUUUUUUUUUUUCUGCUUUCCCAUUUUUAUUCUUUCCUUCAAUCUUUAUUCUCUUCUUCAAAUCCCCAUUCCCUGUUUCUUUUCCACAAACCAGAUCUGAAUCGUCACCCUCCUUUCCUCUCUCUAUUCCUCCCUCACCUUCUCUUUCCUCGUUUUGCCCUCCUUUUCUUUUCGCUCUCCUCCCUACUUGCUGAUGCAAUAAGUGUGAAAACAGAGCAUCUUCGCCAUUGCUGAACUGAGUCCGCACUAUCGCCACCAAUUGGACGGUUCGAAUCCUCUCUUCUUGGCUCUUCCUUUGAAACGAGACCUGAAUUUUGGGAGUUCCUGGUAGGAUACAUCAGCGACGGUAAUCUCUUCGAUAAUCUUCAUUAGCUCGGUUCACUGUGCUCAUAUUACCAUCUACACUCAGCCAUUGAUUCCAAGGUUACAUAAUAAGGAGUGGCGGAUAUGGAUGAGGUGAUCACCGCCGCCGAUGCGUCAUCCAACUCCCGGUCGGUGACAUCUCCACCUUCUCUUCUCCCCUCGAAUCUUCCACUCCUCUCUGCAUUGUUAGCCUUCGCUCUUGCCCAAUUUCUGAAGCUUUUCACCACCUGGUUCAAGGAGAAGAGGUGGGAUUCUAGAAGAUUGCUUGGGUCAGGUGGAAUGCCAUCAUCACACUCAGCAACUGUGACAGCUCUUGCAAUGGCUAUUGCUUUACAGGACGGGACAGGAGGAUCAGCAUUUGCUAUUGCAGUGGUUUUGGCAUCUGUUGUGAUGUAUGAUGCGACUGGAGUUAGACUUCAUGCUGGUCGGCAAGCUGAAUUGCUGAACCAAAUAGUGUGUGAAUUUCCUCCUGAACACCCAUUGUCUAAUGCUAGGCCUUUGCGUGAUUCACUUGGUCAUACUCCACUUCAGGUUGCUGCCGGUGCGACUUUGGGAUGUAUUGUAGCGUAUCUAAUGAAGAACUCCAAUUAAGGAAUGAGCCUUGAGCCCUGCUGGUAUAAAUAUCUUUUACCUCAUUGCUUACACAUUUCAUGGGCUGCUGCAAAUCCAGCAACAUACACAGCUUAUUUGCAAUGUAUGAGAAAAAGGAGAAAAGAGAGCCGACGUACAACAAUUGGAAAUUGUUGAAGGCUAUAUAAGGAUACAUGAUUUGGAUUAGGGGUAAAAUUUGUUUCCACCUUGACAUCGGGAUCGGGCUAGAGAGUAUGUGUCAGUUGUCAUUUGUCACCAAGCUCUGUGCUACCCUCUUAAUAUGGAUUAUUAUUAUUCUAUGGGUUAAUUAGCAUCCAACGUUCUAAUUUCAGUGUUCAUCAUUCA
This is a messenger RNA of Nelumbo nucifera (sacred lotus), 1384 nucleotides long. Its product is annotated as Acid phosphatase/vanadium-dependent haloperoxidase-related protein. NCBI's taxonomy places the organism in Eukaryota, Viridiplantae, Streptophyta, Magnoliopsida, Proteales, Nelumbonaceae. The record is from RefSeq and is a predicted model, not a curated record.